This is a messenger RNA of Paramecium pentaurelia, 1651 nucleotides long. The record is from the annotation of a GenBank genome assembly. Lineage: Eukaryota; Ciliophora; Oligohymenophorea; Peniculida; Parameciidae.
AUGUUUCAGACACUAUUAAGAACAAUAAGGAGUUUAAAAAUGAGAAAUUAAAUUAUAUUAGCUAACAUAAUAUUUCUAAUUAUUGUCAUUUCAUUACCAAUAUCAGCAUUUUAUGCUUAAUCAAAAAUAUUUUCAUAUAUCUCAACUCACUCAACUGAACUAUUACAAGUAAAGUAAGAUAAAACUCAACUUAUAUCUAUUGGAAAGAUGUUAAUGAGAAGAGUGGCUUUAUAACAUAUAUAAGGUAUAUAUAAAUAUAUUGUAAAUAUUAAGUGAUAAACAAUUUGGCUUCUAUUUCAAAUUCUUACAAUUAUUUUGAAUACAAUAACAUUACUAUAGAAUUAGAAUCUCCUUUAGCUCCAUGUGUUCCAAUUUCAUAUUUAAUAGGAGAUAACUAUUUCAUCAAUUAUGAAUCUUAUUGCUAUUAAGCAAAUGGAAUAAAUGAUUCAAUUACUUUACCAAAAAAUGACACUAGAAUUCAAUCAAUUCAUUCCACAAUAACUUUAUUAAGUGGAUACUCAAUGAUUUUUGGAUUAGAUAUAGUAAGAUUAAAACAAUAUUUUCAUAUUGGUGCUAAUUCUAACAUUUAAUAUUUGGCAACAUAUCCUGUAAGUUAUCUAACUAAAUCUUAUAAUGUACUAAAACGACCUUGGUAAUAGUUAAAUAUCAUUUAGGUAUUAGAAUCAUGUUUAAGCUUUUGCUCAGAAUCCAGAUCUGAAUAUUACUUACACUCCUCCAUUUAAUCAUUUUCUCUCUUAAACUUUAGAAGUUUCUAUUUGUUAUUCAAUUAAAUCAUAAGCUAAGGAGCUCAUUGCAGUUGCUAAAACCCAGAUAAGAUUUGACUCAUACAUGAUUCCAUAGAUACCCUAUAAUUUAUUAUUAUUAGAUAAAACUGGUGUUAUCUUAUAUAGUAAUAUAGAUCAAUAAUUUAAUGAUUCAUAGUCAAUCUAUGUAUAUGAUUAGAGUAUAACAGGUUUUAAUAAAACUGAUUGGUUAAUAAUAUAGGAAAAUUCUUUAAGAAACAAUUAAACUCCACAAGUAUUCUAUCAUAAGUUAUCAAAUCUAUCUGUGUAUCUUAUUACUUUUUAACUUCCUAAUCAAGAAUAUACUCUCAUCAUGUAUUUUAUAAUAUAUAAUUUUGAGAUACUCAAAUAUUACUACUACAAUAGAGAUUUAAGAGAGAUUAGAUGAAAAAAAUUAAGAAUUAAAUGUAAUCUUUAUGAAGAUGAUAUUAUUUCAAUUCUCUUUUUCAAUUUUUCUUAUGUUCCUUGAGUUUAUUGUAAUAGUACAAAUUUUCGCACCAAUUUAUAGACUUACAAUGGAAAUUAGACAACAUACAUUACGUGUAGGGAAUAACAUUAAUAGAGAAAUAUUUAAGUUGAUUAAUACUCAACCAGUAGGUAAUCAAUUUUAAACACUUAAACAUAAAAUGCUAAAUAUAGAAAAUUUAAUUAAUGGUAAUUAAAAUAAUAAGAGUUAAAUUUGUAAAAUUUAUGAAUAAAUUAAAUACAAUAAGAAAGAAAAGCCUUUCAGAAUUAAAUAAUUAAGAAAUGCAACACAAGAUUUAAAAGAUUCUUAGUACUAGCUUAAAUAAAAAAUAAAGAAUAUAAUAAAACUUCUAUUCAUUAAUGAUGAAACUAUAAAUAAUUGA